UUGACAGCUUGUAUUGGCGGAAUCUGCCCACCUGGAUUUCUUUGCAUCAAUGGUAGCUGUCUGAAUCUAAACGUGCCUACUACUACGAGAGGCACAGUAACCUCCAGUACGACAACGACAACCACUUCUCCUGCAUGUGUCGAUUUGAGUGCACCGGGACGUCCAAGUGAUUGUCCAUUAAGAGCAAAUCUUUGCAAUGAUCCUUUGUAUUUUAAUCUUAUGACAGUACAGUGCCCACGCACUUGUAAUCGUUGCGGUGGUCAGAAUCAAAAUUCAAUAACAUCAUGCUGUACGAAAUAUCAAAAAAUGCUUGAUUCAGAUAAGCUUUUUCGAUGUUGUGGAAAUUACCAUUUUUGGCAAAUAAUAUUUGAAAAGUUAACGAAUACAUUUUUAGCAUGCGUUGACAGAGUUGGGAGCAGCGGAACCUCAAAUUGUGCUUCUGUUGCAUACCUAUGCCGAGAUCCCCUGUACCUGUCACUGAUGAGACGAGAAUGUCCACGAACUUGUGGUUAUUGCUAA
Molecule: messenger RNA, 519 nt
Organism: Thelazia callipaeda (thelaziosis nematode)
Lineage: Eukaryota; Metazoa; Nematoda; Chromadorea; Rhabditida; Thelaziidae
Source: the annotation of a GenBank genome assembly